Messenger RNA from Vitis riparia (riverbank grape), 1383 nucleotides. RefSeq names its product GDSL esterase/lipase At1g09390-like. Gene Ontology annotation, cellular component: chloroplast stroma. The record is from RefSeq and is a predicted model, not a curated record. Bases 16 to 1143 code for a protein of 375 amino acids. NCBI's taxonomy places the organism in Eukaryota, Viridiplantae, Streptophyta, Magnoliopsida, Vitales, Vitaceae. Gene Ontology annotation, molecular function: hydrolase activity, acting on ester bonds. The transcript is spliced from 5 exons.
CAAGAGUUCCCAGCAAUGGCUUCUCACUCUCACUCUCUACUGCUCUCUCGUCUUCUUCCUCCUCCCCAUUGCUUCUUCCUUCUUCUUCCAUGGCUUCUCAUUUCUCUCCCAAACCCAGUUCUCUCUCAGUGCCACCACACUCCCGUUAUCUUCUCUUUCGGCGAUUCCAACUCUGACACUGGCGGACUCGUCGCCGGGCUCGGCUUCCCAGUCAACUUCCCCAAUGGCCGUACCUUCUUCCGCAGAUCAACUGGCCGUCUCUCCGACGGACGCCUCAUCAUCGAUCUUCUCUGCCAGAGCUUGAGAGCAAAUUUUUUGAGCCCAUAUCUAGAUUCUGUGAAGUCCAACUUCACCAAUGGGGCCAAUUUUGCAAUUGUGGGGUCAUCUACUCUCCCUAAAUAUAUUCCUUUUGCUUUGAAUAUUCAAGUUAUGCAGUUUCUUCAUUUCAAGGCCAGCUCACUUGAUCCUAUGGUUGCAGGUCCAAGACAUUUGAUCAAUGAUGAAGGGUUCCGGAAUGCACUCUACCUGUUCGAUAUCGGGCAAAACGACCUUGCUGAUUCAUUCUCCAAAAACCUAUCAUAUGCACAAGUUGUGAAGAGAAUCCCAUUCAUACUUGCUGAAAUCAAGUCUGCCAUUCAGACUAUGUAUGAUCAAGGAGGCAGGAAAUUUUGGAUACACAACACUGGGCCAUUGGGUUGUCUCCCUCAGAAACUCUCAUUAGUACCUAAGAAACCGGGCGAUCUUGAUCCAUAUGGAUGUCUCUCUGCAUACAAUGAUGUUGCAAGAUUAUUCAAUGAAGGACUGCGCCACUUGUGCCAAGAGAUGAGAUCCCGAUUGAAGGAUUCUACCAUUGUGUACGUAGAUAUAUUUGCUAUCAAGUAUGAUCUCAUUGCCAACUCUACCAAACACGGUUUUUCAAGCCCAUUAAUGGCGUGUUGUGGCUAUGGUGGACCGCCAUACAACUACAACAUCAGGGUUACAUGUGGGCAGCCUGGGCACCAGGUCUGCAAAGAAGGGUCUCAAUUUGUAAGUUGGGAUGGAAUUCACUUUACUGAAGCUGCCAACACCAUUGUUGCUUCGAAAAUCCUUUCAAUGGACUACUCUACACCUCGUAUACCAUUUGAUUUCUUUUGCAACAGAUGAUCAGACCAUUUGGAGAGGUGUUUGCUUCUCUUGCUUGUAUGACAAAAGGGUCAUACCGGUCCAGAAUGCCCAGACUGGCUCAAGGUUAGAGGUUAUGUGCUCUAGGGAGUGAGGUUUUGUUGUGUUUCUUCACUGAAGCGGUAAUGCUUUCUGUAUUGUUGUAACUUGUAAGUACUUAUUGAUUGUUGCCUAAGAAGCCUGAUUUUGAUUGCUUAUAAAGUGGUUUAGAAGUUGUAUUAA